Messenger RNA from Morone saxatilis (striped sea-bass), 4050 nucleotides. It is a transcript of the gene bub1, whose product is annotated as BUB1 mitotic checkpoint serine/threonine kinase. Gene Ontology annotation, molecular function: ATP binding; protein kinase activity. Gene Ontology annotation, biological process: protein phosphorylation; mitotic spindle assembly checkpoint signaling; meiotic sister chromatid cohesion, centromeric. The record is from RefSeq and is a predicted model, not a curated record. Lineage: Eukaryota; Metazoa; Chordata; Actinopteri; Moronidae.
GCAUUUUGAGAGCAGCCUGAGCUCAUACACAGGUGAGGACCCGCUGGAGCCGUGGGACAGGUUCGUGGAUUACCUGGAGCAGUCUCUACCUGCAGACGCUCGCAGUGGGAUGUCCCUGGUGUUCGACAGACUCGUGAAGAUAUUUCUGAAUGUCGAGCGAUACGCCAAUGACCUCAGAUAUGUGAACCACUGCAUCAAAUGUGCGAGUUAUUACCCCGACCCCACGGCGCUGUACAGUUAUGUCUUCAGUAAGGGCAUCGGCACCAGGACGGCCGCGCUCUAUGUGGCCUGGGCACAGACGUUUGAGCAGAGGGGAAUGAAUGAACAGGCUGAUGCUGUUUACCAGAAAGCAAUGGAGAACCAAGCCCAGCCGGCCGACACUGUUCUCAGUGAAUACAGGCAGUUUCAAACAAGAACCAGAGUCCAGGCCCCAGUAUCAGCAGGAGUUCUGAACCCUUUGCAAAACUCCAAUUUAACCAAUCAGAUGCCAACACACAGUGAGCCUGUGGCUCCAAACAAGGCCUCUGUGGACUGUCUGCAGAAACCAGCAGCUCGUAGAACCGUCGUAACAGUCUCUCGCUCAGAGACGUCGGGGAUGCUCUCCUCCAGUCAAGGCCCCAGCGUUCCCACCGUGUCCGCCUACAAUAAGGACGAGCUGGUUUGUGAGGGGUCUGAAUUCUGCUUCGAGGAGGUCCGAGCGGCCAAAUACUUCCAUAAGCUCCUGGAGGAGCAGGAGGAAGAGCAGGAGGAAGAGCAGGAGGAGGAGCAGGAGAAGGAUCAGGAGAAGGAGCAGAGAGAAAUCAAGGAGAAGAUGCUGAAGGAGCAGGAGGAGGACAUCCUGAGGUUUAAACUUAUGCUGGAGUCUCUAAACCAGGAUCUGGAGGCCUGUGGAGGUCUAAGCAGCCAGCCUUCAUCACAGAGGCUGCCUGUAGCAGAAACAGCCACCAGCCUGAACCCCAAUCCUACCCAGCAGUCCUUUGGGUGCCCUCGACCCUCCAACCGUCUGAGCAACAGACGCUCUCUCGGCUUGAGGUUGCACACCGAGCCGACCUUCAUCCACGAGGCCGCUGCCGCCCCCGAACCUCCUCAGUGGCAGAGUGACACCCAGAGCUCAGAGGGAACCCCUCGUCCCUCGGCCCUGGCUGACAGGAGCGUCCACUUACCAGCACCUGCACCCACAUCCAUGUCUGUCGCCCAGACCCUGACGGACCAGCCUCGGUCGGUUCAGCCUCAGUUGGUUCAGCAGGCUGUGAGCUUCGAGCAGAUGAACGUGUCGCUCCACAGACCCGCCUGCGUCCCCGCUGCUGACGCUGAUGUUCUCUGUUGGGACGAUCGAGUUCAACCCAGCAGCUCGGGGAACUGUCGACCCUCGGAGCACAACGCCUCCACACAUCAGAAUGUCUUCUACCCGCCAGAGCCCGAGGAGAAGCUCAACAUGUCACAGGGCGGCACAGGUAACCUGUCUCACAUCACUCCUAACACCUCACUGGGCUACGUUCAGGCCACACCAUCCAGGGUGCUGCCGUCACCCACUGUCAACACACGAGAGGCGCUGGAUGUGAUAAUGGACAUGUUCCAGGCCCCGACCCUCCUCGAGGACCCGUUCAACAACACGUCAGUGCUCCACGCUGCAGAGAGGGAGGUCGACGCCGGCUGCCCGAGAAACGGCGGCGCCUCCUCUUUCACCCAGCCCCCGCCCACAGCGGCGUUCACUGUCUUCCAGGAUGACACCGACAAAGAAAACGGGAGUGUUGCUGCUCCUGCGGUCGAGAAGUCCAAACCGAUCAGAGCUCUGGCUGAGAUCCCAGUGUCCAACAAACCCAACGACACUCCUCAGGAUCUGAUGCCUGACGAGAGCACCAUGUGGGGAGCUCGCUACAACAGCCUCAACUCGCUGGCUGCUUGUCCCAACAGUACCACAGACUUCGCCAUGUUGGCUCAGUUCGUCUCCACUCCGUUCACACACAAAACCCCCUCCAACAGCAACUUCUUCCAGGACCAAGAGAACAACUGUGACACUGGUGAUGAAGCUUUUAUCAGACGACAGCCGAAAAAGCUCAGCCCCAUCAUGGAGCAGAGUCCGUCCAACGACAAGCUCUCUGAGACGGCCGUCAGUCAGCUGGUCCCCUCCUCUGAGAGACACGGCACCAUCGUCAGCGAGGGGCUCGGCCCAGCCCAGCUCGGCCUCACCUCCUCCUCCAUCACCAUGGUGCAGCCCCCUCCUCCAGGUGUGCUCUCCUUCAGAGACCAGACCAUCUGUCCCGCCGACUCCUCCGUCUCCAGGACCGCAGGGCCCGGCUGGGAAGUGUACGCGAGCCCCGAGCAGGUCUCUCUGAUCUCGCAGCAGCCCCAGAGUUCAGUCAGACCCAGAAACGAACCUUUUUCGAUCAUGGAGGAUUUGGACAAACCCACCAGCCCACAAAGAGACCAGAAAGUGUUUGACGUCCCCAUGAGCCCGGAGGGUGCUAUCAAACCCGAGUGGCUGGCCAUCAGAAGCCCCGAGCUCACAGUUGAGCCGGACCUGGACGCCUUCCUGAGUCCCCGUCGGGUCAAGAAAGCAGACUUGAACAAGAGCCGGGAUGUCCCCAUGAGUCCCGGACAGCUGCAGCUCUGUGCCGACGUGCCCAUGAGCCCGGCGCCGCAGUUCAGCGCCGCGGACGAACCCAUGAUGAGUCCGGACAGAGGGCCGAGGCUGAGCACCGACGUGUCCAUGAGCACGACGCCGGCCAGGACCGCCACGUCCCCGCUGGUGUCGGACCCCUGGGACGACGCACUGAUGUCUGACCUGCUGUCCAGACUCACCCCGCCUCUCACCUCUCACCCCCGCUGCACCACCUGGAGGUGCAACGUGCCCAACAUCGCCCCAAAGACCACCCUCAGCAUGGGAAACGCGUCCCUGCGAGUCGACUGUGUCCUGGGAGAAGGUGCGUUUGCUAAAGUCUACCAGGCGACCGACCCUGUGACCUCAGAGAGGAUGGUGUUAAAGGUUCAGAAGCCAGCCUAUCCCUGGGAGUUCUACAUCAACACUCAGCUGGACGCCCGGCUGCGGCCCGACGUCCGUCACCUGUACAGCUGCGUCCACUCGGCUCACCUCUUCCACAACGGAAGCGUGCUGCUCGCUGAGCUUCACAACUACGGCACGCUGCUGAACGCAGUGAACAUCUAUAAAACCCUGAGCGACAAGGUGAUGCCUCAGCCUCUCGUCAUGUACUUCACCGUCUGCAUGCUGAACAUGGUGGAGCAGCUGCACCGCAUCCACGUCGUCCACGCCGACAUCAAACCCGACAACUUCCUGCUGGGGGAGAGGUUCUUGGAGAACAGGUGUUUCGAUCCGGAGAACGUGGACCACGGCCUCGUCCUCAUCGACCUCGGACAGAGCAUCGACAUGGAGCUUUACCCAGAAGGCACUGCUUUCACCGGCAAGUGUCUGACGUCGGGCUUCCAGUGUACGGAGAUGAUCAGCGGGAAACCCUGGAACUAUCAGACGGAUUACUUCGGGAUAGCAGGGACCGUCUACUGCAUGCUGUUUGGGACGUACAUGCAAGUCACAAACGAAGACGGCGUGUGGAAGACGAACGGCGUAUUUAGAAGGAACCCCCACAGCGACCUGUGGCAGGAGUUCUUCCACACUCUGCUCAACGUGCCGGACUGCGUCUCCCUGCCGAGCCUCCAGAGCCUCCGCUGCAAACUGACCUCCGUCCUGCAGCAGAGCUACAGCAGCAAACUGCCCACGCUCAAGAACCGGCUGGUGGUUCUGCUGCUGGAGAACCGCAAGCAGGCCCGCAGCUACCACUGAGCACACUGAACUCCUCUUUCUCUUAUUCUUCUUUUUUUUUAUGAAACAUACGAUAAAGUGAGCGACCUGCGCACACUUACUACAACGUCACACUGUUUGAAUACAGGUUGCACUUUCAAAGCAAACACGACUGGCAUUGGAAACGUGGAUGAUACAAAUUAACCUAGAUAAUUUAAAGUUGUAACAUUUCCACAUUAAAAUGUGUAAAAACACGUACAGACUUCUGGAUUUUGUUGGUUUGUGUACGUUAACCC